GCAGGGCGUGGAAGCCGACCAGAGAGGCUAGACAACAAGGAGUAACGGGCAAGCAGCGAGUAUGAAUUGAAACUGACUAGGAAAGAAAACGUAUUUACGGAGAAACACAAUUGUAAAAGACGAAGAGAAGAAAAUCAAACGGAGCGCUUUGAAAUCCAGCACGACGGGAAAUUGUAUCAGUGAAAAGUAUACGCGGAAGCCCAACUGAACUGAAAUUAAUUGCGCUCGCGGUGACCGCUCAGGAUGGAAGUGAAGUCAAAUUGUUUACCGGCUGAUAUUUUUCGCUAAAACGCUUGGUGACGCAUUCAAAACUAUUUUUAUGGUCGUCAGAAAGUUUAAAAUUCUCAGUCGCGAACUGAAAGGUCUUGGACUUUCGAUUUGACAGCGCGCGUUUGGACGGCAGUUGGAGGACUCACGAUCCUAACUUUUGAGUGAAUUUUCACUGCUUAACCAGCGAAAGAGGCGUUUGGAUUCUUUGAACUUGUUUCUGGAUUUCUUUUUUUUUUUACAUUUUAGUUUUAAAUGCAAAGCUGCAACACAUCCGUUGAACCGCAGCCUCACUUUACCGAACUGAAGAGGUUUUGCGAAUGAAAGCGCGUGCUCCUUGUUACCCGUCUAUUCGUUUGACCUUUGAGCUCUAUAAUCGAGACUAAAUUCUAUUUUCAUCCAUAUUGUAUUGUUAAAAAGUAUUAUCGUGAAGUUUGAACCCCUCCUCCAGUUGUUGUACAUUUUGUGCCUGCAACUUGCACUUCAGCACUUUGACUCGUCGUCGUUGUUGUGCAUGCAGGUGUUUGUUUUGAUCCUGCAGCCAACGAAAACAUUCAUCAGAAGCUAUAGGUUGUUGUCACCCGUGUUUUAAGCUCCUGGCUCCCUCCUCCCCUCUUUUGCGACGUCCCAGUGAAUAAGGUCGCUUGUAGACAUUUGCGGAAUUGCCAGAUCGAUAAAAGGUGGAAGAGUAGCUUUGUUACCCCCCUCUCUCUCUCUCUCUCAUCACACACACACACACACACACACACACACACAAAUAAUUCACUAAUACUUUUCUUAACUGGACGUGCAUUUUUGGCAUAUCAGGACUGAACUACAACGUUAUAACCAAGGAUAGGGGCAACACAACCAUUGUUGCUACACGCUCCUGCAUUUUUUGACUAAUUAAAAUCACUGUAGGGUACCUAGACAGAAUAUAAGAAAAGAUUGCUAUUUUUAGCAAGAGUGAUGGGGUAAAUGGUGUAAAUGGCUACCAACACUUCCAGGCUUAGCUCUGGUUUCCUUGUCAGCUUCUGAAUUAUCUGGUUUGGAAAAUUGAAGUGGAGGGUCCUGUCACAAGGAUCUCAGUCAUAUCCCACUCCUAUGAAUAGUUUUUCGAAAAGUUCUUGAUAUUUUAACAAAUGGAACCCUCUCGUCAUCGCGGGACAAUGAGUCUAGAUACAAAACAAGUAACGCAACUUUAGUAACCAAAUAAGUUCAUCCCCAUUUAAACAGAGAAAUAUCUAUCUAUAUAUAUAUAUAUAUAUAUAUAUAUAUAUAUUGUGUGUGUGUUGCAGAAUAUAUAUAUCUCUAUAAAAUAUAUAAGACACAAAAAGUUUGAAUAUGUAUAUUUUUAUGCCAAAAUCAAGCAUUGUUGCCUGAAACCCAAUCCGUUGCCUUAGAAUAACAUAUAGUAAUAAAGGGAAUAGUAUGGACAGAAAUGAAACCGUGUUUGAAAUAACUUAAUGGUGCCUUUUUCGUUCAUCAGUUGCAUCUGUCUGUCACUUCAGGAUUUUCACAAGUAAAGCUAUUUUUGUGCGUAAAUCUUUAUAACUUGCCUUUAUAGUUCAAUCUAGAGUUUAGUUACCAUUGGAUGUACCAUACUGGAUUAUUUACUGAAGCUAUAGGCAUGUAAGAAGGAUUAUCCUUUACUUGAUGUCAGCAAGUUUUUCGAAAGUACUUUUUGGGAUCCCCAACAAACUCAAUUAAAGUCAUUCUUUGGAUAUCACGGGCCAACACAUAAGCAUUUCAGAUGGUGAUCACAUCAUCUGUGGAGGAGAAGCCGCAGCCUUCUAACAGAAUGGUCGCAAACUUGGCGACCGAAUCCUGGAUUGGCAGCCCAGAUCAGAAUCGCUUCUUACCACAGUCACACCUACUACGGAAGCCGGCGAAAAGUGGAAGCAGCUCAGGAUGCAAGCCCCCUUCCUCUACCCUCUGCCAGCCUGCCGCCUUGGGCUUCUCCCCCGCUGAGCCAACCAUGUCGAGCCAGCACAGCCACCCCUCCUUCAGUAACAUCCACUCCAUGGCCGACCAGCAGCAGGUGCUGUCAGAUAUGACCAUCCUGCAGAGGAGGAUUCCCCCGAGUUUUCGAGAUCCCGCCAGUGCGCCACUACGAAAACUCUCCGUCGAUCUCAUCAAGACAUACAAGCACAUCAAUGAGGUGUACUACACGAAAAAGAAACGGCGUGCCCAGCAGGUUCCCCCUGAGGACUCUAGCACCAAAAAAGAGCGCAAGGUGUACAAUGACGGCUAUGACGACGACAACUAUGACUACAUUGUGAAGAAUGGGGAAAAGUGGCUGGACCGCUACGAGAUCGACUCACUUAUUGGCAAGGGCUCCUUUGGACAGGUGGUGAAAGCCUACGACCACCACGAACAGGAGUGGGUGGCCAUCAAGAUCAUCAAGAACAAGAAAGCCUUCCUGAACCAGGCCCAGAUUGAGCUGCGGCUUCUAGAGCUCAUGAACAAACACGACACUGAAAUGAAGUACUACAUAGUUCACUUAAAGAGGCACUUCAUGUUCCGUAACCACCUGUGCCUGGUGUUCGAGCUUCUCUCCUACAACCUGUAUGACCUCCUGCGCAACACCAACUUCCGCGGCGUCUCACUCAACCUGACGCGCAAGUUCGCUCAGCAGCUGUGCACAGCACUGCUCUUCCUGGCCACGCCCGAACUCAGCAUCAUCCACUGCGACCUCAAGCCUGAGAACAUCCUCCUGUGCAACCCCAAGCGCAGUGCCAUCAAGAUUGUGGACUUUGGCAGUUCCUGUCAGCUAGGACAGAGGAUUUACCAGUACAUCCAGAGUCGGUUUUACCGCUCACCUGAGGUGUUGCUGGGCAUGCCAUAUGACCUGGCUAUUGACAUGUGGUCUCUGGGCUGUAUCCUGGUCGAGAUGCACACGGGCGAGCCACUCUUCAGUGGCUCCAAUGAGGUGGACCAGAUGAAUAAAAUAGUUGAGGUGCUGGGGGUCCCACCCAACCAUAUGCUUGAUCAGGCCCCUAAAGCACGCAAGUACUUCGACAAGCUGUCCGACGGCCUGUGGACCGUCAAGAAGAACAAGGACAUUAAGAAGGUACUUUAUCCUUCGGCCUCUGAAUACAAACCACCUGCCACCAGAAGACUGCACGAGAUCCUGGGGGUGGAGACUGGAGGUCCAGGGGGGAGGCGGGCUGGAGAACAGGGCCAUGCGCCUUGCGACUAUCUGAAGUUCAAGGACUUGAUUCUGCGCAUGCUGGACUAUGACCCUAAGACGCGCAUCACGCCCUUUUACGCUCUGCAGCACAACUUCUUCAAGAAGACAACAGACGAAGGCACCAACACCAGCAGCUCCACCUCCACCAGCCCUGCCAUGGACCACAGCCACUCCACCUCCACCACUAGCUCAGUCUCCAGCUCUGGUGGAUCAAGCGGUUCUUCCAAUGACAACCGAAAUUACCGGUACAGCAACCGGUACUACAACAGUGCAGUCACUCACACAGACUACGAGAUGCAGAGCCCACAAGCUCCAUCUCAACAGCAGUUGCGUAUCUGGCCAGGAGGGGACAGCGGCAUGGGUCAACUGUCCAACAGUGGCAGUGAUUCCUCCUACCCUCAACUGCUGUUGCACAAGCCGGCGGCCACGCAGCACUCGCGCCACUUCCUGGGCAACAUUGGGGGUAUGAUGGAGCCGCACCACCCCCACCCAAUCUACGGCAGCCACCACAGCAACGGCAGACAGCUUCGGCAACAACAGCAGCAGAACCAGCCGCAGGGCCAGGCCUCGCAAGGCCAGCAGGGCCAGGGGCUGAUGCCUAUCUCCUCCCCGCAGAUGCAGGACAGCAUCGAGCUCAGCCUCACCCACCACCACCACCUGGGUCAGUCUUCCAUCAUGCAGCCACCCCCGUCGAGCUUGGACUCUAGUCAGUACGGCUCCUCCAACCUCCACCUGGGCCUCUCUGCCUUUCGGACUAGGACAGUCAUGGCCCCCCAGCAACCCCCGUCUGCUUCCCAGCAACAGUUGCCCCAGGCCCCAUCCUCCCAGGACAGCAUGGUCGCUGCCUCCGGUUUGGGAUACAUCCCUCCAUGCUACACCGGCAGCAACAACAAUAACAACCCACCGCAGGGAAGCAUCGGAGUGGGGGGAAUGCUCACUGGGGGGCCGCUGCCCAGAGGAGUUGGGGGAGCUGGGGGGCGGCCGGAUUCCGAGGAGUCCGCCAUGAUGGCAGUGUGUGGCAGCGGCAGUGGGAGCGGUCAGAGUGCAGCCAACUCUUGAUAAAUCUUGAACAAAUUCCAAAAGCCAUACAAAAAUGUUAAUGAAAACAUAACAGUGACAAAAAUGCCACACACCUACGACAUGUAGUAAACAUAACACACACACGGCCACACAUAACAGAAUUUCAGAGAAAAACUUGUGAAAUAUCAAACGGUUUUUUUUUUUUUUUUUCAUUUAUUUUAUUUUUGUUUCUUCUUUUUGGUUUUGCAUGGGGAGAAGGUCAAGGGAGGACCUGAAGGGGAUGAUAUUAAACUAUUUUUAUCUUUUUUUUAAUUUGUUUUUCUUUCAUUGAAGGAGAAGAGCAGUGGAUGAAGUACUCGGAACAGAAGGUUUCAGAAAGUUUGAUUUUACCGUUGUCAUAUUAUUUGAUUUUAAUGCGAUUUUAGGACAGGUUUGCAGCGAGAGAUUUUGUUUGUUUGUUUUUGUAUUUUUGUUGAGAGGAGAUUUUGGGAUUGAAAAUAGUUAAUUUUUUUGUCAAGACAACAGCAGCAAGAGACCGUACCCUUAUGCUUUUUUUUUAAUCUUCUUUUUUUUUCUAAAGUUUUGCCGUAAUUGUAAAAAAUUUUAUUUAUUAAGAAUCACUACAUAAGGAAAUUAGAAAAAGAGCUAAAUUGAGAGGUGGGUUUAUUUAUUCAAUGUUUUAUUUAUACAGGUAUUUUUUUUUAAUUAUUUUUCACUUAUGCAUAGAAAACAACAAGCAAACAAUGUUAGGUUGGAAUUUUAGUUUUGGCUUUAUUUUGUUAUUGGUUGCUUUUUUCUAGUGGAGUAUAUUUCACCCAGUCACCUUCACACACGCAACAUACAAACACACACAUUUUUUGUUACUUUUAUUUUUUUUCCAAUGUUUCCAAUCUUUAUCUUGCUUGACACACUGGCUUAUAUAUCUCAAACUAUGAAAAAAUCCUAUGAAUUAAAUAAAGCAAAUGACAGAAACUGUUUUUAGUCACCACACAGUGAAAAAAACCUACUAAAACUAGAGGAGGCUGAACCAUGAGCCGCUUUCACAAGGAGAGAGGGAACGUAACCCAACUUUCACAUUAAGGAGGAAGUGACACAGGAAAGUCUUGAAAAACAUCAAAACAUUUUGCCAGAUGGAAAACCAAAAUGCUUCCCUGUUGCUCGUUUCAAAAAAAUAGUCUGCCUUUUUCUUCACCAUCUCACUAGACUUUCUCACCUCUCUCGCUCUCUCUCUAUCUCUCUCUCUUUUGUUUCUGACUCUCUCUUUUUUUCUAAUCCUUUUUGUUUUGGACAGAAAACUAUGAAAGCAUUAACACAUUUGUAUUAACUCUGGAUAUGCUAAGCCAAAUCUUGCUGUCACUCUCUCAUCUUUCUGUAGCUCUCUCUCGCUCUUUAUUUUCUUGCCUCAUAUUUCUGUUAGAAGGAAGAGUCUGGGGCAAGAUUUAGCAGGAGGGUGGAAUACUUCAAUUUGAAGAGACACUUUUAUGCCCUCCUGACUGCGGCCCCUCCCACUCUGACUUCAUUUCCUGCCUCUAAUUUUUCCUUUCUCUCCUUUCUUUAUUUCCCCCUUCCUCCUUCACAACACUCUGUGAGUGCUGUUUGCCAUCAAAGUCAAAAAAGUGAACUACUUCUCUCUUGGCUGCUAUCUCCACUCUCAACCAUGUUCGGAUUGCUGCUAAAGAAAACAGACAGAUAAAUAAAUGAAUAAAUAAAUAAAAAUGAAAACAUUUUAACCCUCCUGCUUCAGAAAAAUGAAAAAUAAACCACUGCAUCUCAUGUAUUUAUUACUAUUUAACAAGGAAAAAAGAUGAAAAAAAGAAUCUGUUUUCUGCUGUUUUUAUUUUAUUUCUUCUUUUUUUUCUGCUUUCUUUCUUGGUACAGGUUAAAGCUUGACAUUUAUAUUAUGUAACGGAAACAUGGUAUUAAACAAGUGCCUCGAUUUAUUGGUCAGCCACUGGACAGAAUUGAACAGAAGAGGAUUAUAGGAGUUUGAUCAAGGUUUAUUAUAUGUAUAGCUCAAAAUUCAAGCCUCAUGCAACUGUGUAGAAAUCCACUACAAUUCAGAAUCAUGUGAAAACUUCAUAUUGGAAGCGAGCUUCGGUAUGACUGACCAAUACCAUAUAUUUAAUUAACUGAUGACAUCUUCAUCCAUUGUAAUCUGUGUACAUAGCUUCAAUGCAUCAUCCAGUUAACGUUAAAGCAAUGUUAGGGUGAAAUGUCAUUUUCAUGGUUAAUUCUAAUGACUGGGAUUCGAACCUGCGACCUUUGAGGCGACAGGACCGGCAAACUACCUUAUACUGCUCAGAUCAGUGAUGAUGACUGCUGUCCUUUAUGUUCUUAAUAACCAGUUAAAACUUGUAAUUGGCCUCACUGGCUUCUUUACCUUGUCAUUUUUUUCAACACCAUCCUUCAUGAGAACAUAUUGUCUGAAGUAUUAUGAUAUCAGUUUUGGUUUCUCUAUUAAAGAGAGAGUUGCCUCUGUAGGUCCUCUAAUCUUGUUAUGUUUAGAAGACGUUGGUCACGAUAAAAAUGUCACACUCACAAUGCACUGUCAGCAAAGUGUCUGAGCACUGAUAAACUUUGAAAAUGCAGAUGUUUCCAAGAUGCUUAUAAGACAAAUACAGAUUUUUGUGUCUGUUCAGUCAUUAUUUAAGAACAUAGGAUAUAUAUAUAUACAGUAUAUAGACAUGGAGGGGUUUCGGACGACAGUAUUCAGAACAAAUUGUUGCUCUGUCACCUCUCAAUAAAUCUUGAAAACCCUCACAAAAGCUCUUUUGAAGUGAAGGAGCAGCUAAAGGAAUAUUUUUGAAACAUUACCAUCACAAUUUCAGA
Molecule: messenger RNA, 7288 nt
Organism: Xyrauchen texanus (razorback sucker)
Lineage: Eukaryota; Metazoa; Chordata; Actinopteri; Cypriniformes; Catostomidae
Gene: dyrk1b
Product: dual-specificity tyrosine-(Y)-phosphorylation regulated kinase 1B
Exons: 11
Coding region: 2000-4498 (832 amino acids)
Biological process (GO): positive regulation of DNA-templated transcription; peptidyl-threonine phosphorylation; peptidyl-serine phosphorylation
Cellular component (GO): nucleus
Molecular function (GO): protein serine/threonine kinase activity; ATP binding; protein serine/threonine/tyrosine kinase activity
Source: RefSeq, a predicted model, not a curated record